UUCUCCCGCUCCUUCUCCAUUUGCGCCCCCAAAUCUUAAAUUAUCAAAUCCCUAGCUUCUCUUUGUCUCUCUCUACCAUCAGAUUCACAGCAUUUGCAAUGACGGAAGACUCGGAGCCGCGUCAACUCGAGAGUUCAACAGCCGUAAGAGAGCUUCUAGCUCUAGGUCUCUCCGAGUCAGACGGCAACGACGAGCUUCGGUAUUAUCGGCAAGCCUCUGAGCUCUGUAGUCUCUUACUCUCUAGUGGCAAACCAGAAUCCGUUAUAGAUCUUUCUUCAAAGUGUUCAUACUUCCAAGGUUCUCCUAAUCUCGUCAAAUUUCUCUGCUCGAUCCCUAAUUCUCCUAUUUCCCUUGCUGGAGAUGGCUUCACUGUGACUCUCUCGUGUGAGUUUCUCUCCGCUCCGGCUAGUUUCGCCUUUACUUUGGGUCUUCCGGAAAAUGUUCUGUUUGAACAAUUAAGGCGUUUUAUGGAUCCGAGAUCUCCGAGGCCAAAGCGAAAUAUUGUUGGGCAUAUGAGAGAAAAUGAGGAACAAGAAGAGCUACAGUUAAUGCCAUUGCUUAAAAGAAGGCGAAAGGAUGAAGAUGAUGUGAAUUACUCUGUAAUUGAUAGCAGAACUGUUGCUGGUGGAUCUAUGCUUGGGACUAUUAUAGCUUUAGAAUCCCAAGCUUCGUUGAAGUUAAAUGCACAUAACCGAGAAAUAAUGGCUUUUGAUCUUAACGCUCAGCCUGGUCCGCAGACUGAAAUUUUUGGUAGCGAGAUUGUUGCCAAUGCUUCAGUGGAUGUCAAUCCUACGCGUCCCUUGGAGCAAAGCAAGGACGAUUUGACAUAUCCUCAGGAGGGUGGAAAUUGCGAGCAACUUGAAACUGAAGAUUUUCAAAUUGCUUACAACGAAGUAUCAUUCCAAGACGGUGAUGAUAAAAACAGGAAAGAUCUCUUCCCUAAGGAGGAGAUACAAACUACCUGUGUGCAGAUUGUGGAGGACACUGAAGAUCGCACUGUGGAAAUCUGUAGCACCCCUCUCAGAGAUCUGCCGUUGAAGCCUUCUGCUACAGAAGCUAAUCAAGAUAAAUCUUUGGUACAGAAAACUGAGGAUCAAUGCAAAUCGCCGGGAAACAGCAAAACGCACAGCUCUUCCCCUGAGAAAAAACACACCAGAAAAAGUAAAGCUAUCCAGAAGUUGAAGCAGAAUGUUAACUCUGUUCAACCUAAAGAUCAGAAGGUAGACAUGUCUGUUUCCUCUAGAUCAAGACAUAACACAAUUCCAGAUUUUGAUUCUUACACUAUUGUAGAGGAAGAAGGCUCAGGUGGUUACGGUAUUGUUUAUAAGGCGAAGAGGAAAACUGAUGGAACAGAGUUUGCCAUUAAAUGCCCUCAUGCUGGCGCUCAGAAGCGCUAUGUAAAUAAUGAAAUCAGAAUGCUGGAGCGUUUUGGGGGGAAAAACUGUAUAAUAAAGCAUGAAGGCUGUCUCAAGAAUGGAGAUUCUGAUUGCAUCAUCCUUGAGCACCUUGAACAUGACAGAUCUGAUUCAUUGAAGAGAGAAAUAGACGUGUAUCAGCUACAGUGGUACGGCUACUGCAUGUUCAAAGCUUUGUCGAGUCUGCAUAAGCAGGGUGUUGUUCAUAGGGAUGUUAAGCCAGGAAACUUCCUCUUCUCUAGGAAGACCAACAAAGGCUACCUCAUUGAUUUUAACCUUGCCAUGGAUUUGCACCAGAAGUACAGGAUAUCAGAUAAAUCAAAAGAAGCUUCAGGUCUUCCAACUGCCAGCAAGAAACAUCAUACAUUGGUUAAAUCACUUGAUGCGACAAACCGAGGGACCAACAAAUCUUCUCAGAAAACUUUAGCGCCCAAUAGUCUCAAGAAAGCGGCGGGAAAGAUAAGAGCUCGGAAUAACAUAGGCAGAUGGGAGAUACUCAAUAGCCAAGGGGCAGAAGGGUCUGGCUUAACUUCAGCUAAAGAUGUGACCAGCACAAGGAACAACCCUUCAGGUGAAAAGAGGAGAGAGCCUUUGCCAUGUCAUGGAAGAAAAGCGCUUUUAGAUUUUCUGCAGGAGACAAUGUCGGUUCCAAUUCCAAACCAUGAAGUAUCAUCCAAAGCUCCUACGUCUAUGAGAAAACGGGUAGCUGCUCUUCCUAGGAAAGCUGAGAAGGAACUUCUUUAUCUGACCCCAAUGCCAUUGCGCUCUAACGGUCGGCAUGAAGCAGGGGCCGUAAUUCAGAAGAAAGACGGCCCUUGCUCAGGAACCAAAGGCUUCCGAGCUCCAGAGGUUUGCUUUAGAUCUUUGCACCAAGGACCUAAGAUAGACGUGUGGUCUGCGGGAGUUACUUUCUUAUACCUCAUAAUGGGAAGGACACCUUUCACAGGUGACCCUGAACAGAAUGUAAAGGACAUUGCACAACUACGAGGCAGUGAAGAAUUAUGGGAAGUAGCCAAGCUGCACAACCGUGAAUCCUCUUUCCCUGAGGAAUUGUACGAGUCAAGGUACUUGAAAGGGAUGGAUUUGAGAAAAUGGUGCGAACUCAACACAAAACGCAGAGAGUUUCUAGAAGCAAUUCCACAGUCGCUCCUUGACCUCGUUGAUAGAUGUUUGACAGUUAACCCGAGGCGACGAAUCAGCGCAGAGGAUGCUCUCAAGCACGAAUUCUUCCAACCAGUACAUGAAAGCCUUAGAAACCAAAGGCUCCUAAAACAGCAGCAAAUGCAAUUGCAGCCUUCAGUGGUUGCUGACGCAGUAGCCAGUAGGCCAAACUCUACAUUAACAUUACAAUUGUAGAAGUAAAUAACAAAAACGUUAUAUGAAAAUCCUCACUCCACAGUUAACUCCACAGACUACACCACACAACUCUAGAAAACUGAAAGAGUUAUUUUAGCAAAGUAGAUAGUUUUUGUAUGUUAGUGUUUUUAAAGUAUUAUUAUUUGAAUUAAAAUCCUCACAAUCAAAUAUACU
Messenger RNA from Camelina sativa (false flax), 2945 nucleotides. RefSeq lists its product as uncharacterized. Gene Ontology annotation, cellular component: nucleus. Lineage: Eukaryota; Viridiplantae; Streptophyta; Magnoliopsida; Brassicales; Brassicaceae. The record is from RefSeq and is a predicted model, not a curated record. Gene Ontology annotation, biological process: protein phosphorylation; mitotic DNA damage checkpoint signaling. Gene Ontology annotation, molecular function: protein serine/threonine kinase activity; ATP binding.